This is a messenger RNA of Cherax quadricarinatus, 3272 nucleotides long. RefSeq lists its product as uncharacterized. The record is from RefSeq and is a predicted model, not a curated record. Gene Ontology annotation, molecular function: G protein-coupled receptor activity. Gene Ontology annotation, cellular component: membrane. NCBI's taxonomy places the organism in Eukaryota, Metazoa, Arthropoda, Malacostraca, Decapoda, Parastacidae. Gene Ontology annotation, biological process: G protein-coupled receptor signaling pathway.
CUGUGGCUGUCAUUGCUUUAGACAGAUACUUAGCAAUUGUUCGUCCUAUGGUUUAUGGGUUGAUGGUGACUGGGAACCGCUGCUUGCUGAUGUUAGCCUGGUGUUGGGUUCAAGCUCUUCUCACUGCUCUACCACCAUUACUGGGAUGGGCCAGGUAUAAGAGCCAUGGUGCAGAGGCACAGUGUAGCAUAGCUUGGUCAGGUUCCCCAUCUUACACUGCUGUUUGGGUCAUCAGUGUCUUCCUCAUUCCUGUUAUUAUUAUGCUUAUAUGUUACUACUACAUUCUUCAGGUGGCACGCAAUAAAUGCAGACAGAUUCAUGUAGGAAAAGUAUUGGGGUCCAUCUCCUCUCCCAUCACUCCAGAGCCUUCCUCCGUCUGUCUGGAUGACACUUGUCUCCCACGUGUUUCGAAGCCUCCGCUGGAAAAUGGAUCAAGUAUUCCACUACAGGGUAGAUUAAAUCUUCUUCUGGAGAGUAGGUUAAGCGUUCCUUUACAAAAUGGAUCAGGCCUGUCUCUAGAGCACAAAUCCAGCCACCCUUUGAUAAAUGGUACAGGACAUCUGCAGAUUCCAAACUCUGGUGUGUCUGAGGGCCUGGGUGCUCUUACUAGUCAAGAUAUACCUUGUCGAAGUCGCAGUGUCACUCUCAUGAACAGGAUCAGUGAAGCUGGUACGGCGUCGUUUGCACCCAAAAGGAAACUGGCAGACUUUGGGAGGUCACUAUCAUUCUGUCAGCCACAGACUGUUCGACCAUGCUUGCGACGGGCACAGAGUAGUAUCUCCAUGCGACCAUCAACAGCAAGGAAGAAAUUGAGCCUGGGAGGCCGCAAACCUUCAUGGAGCUGGGAAGCUUCGCCGGCCAAAGGAUUUAGGACAGUUUGUGUGGUGGUUGGGACUCAUGUAUUCACUUGGGCUCCAUACUCUGCCUUGGCUAUAGCAGAGGCUAUACUGGGUCAGGAAUAUUCCUCUCAUAUCCCUCACUGGGUCACGGUGACAUCAACAUUACUGCUCUUUACAGCCAGUAUAUUUUACCCCAUUGUGUAUGGGCUCUAUAAUCGAAGCAUAAGGAAGGAGAUAGUGGCAUAUGUGUGUCCAAUUAGCAGUCGAGAUAGACGGCGUGGAAGCUGCCACCGUCGCACAUCCACACUACACUCCAACACAGGAAGUGUCUUGGACUUCUCAUCAUUGCGCAGUCGUGAGAAUGAGGAACAACAACAACAGGAAGCCCUGACGUGCCCCAACCCUGGCCUCUUAACAGUACCUAUAAGAACAAUAUCUGGUACUCUUGCUAAUUCGACCGUACCUUCUCUCUCACCUCUACUCAUCCUGGCAGAAUAUGAUGAUUUAUCCAAGCAAAAUUAUGUUAUCAGUGUCAGGAAGCCAUCACAAGACUCUGGAGCAGUGAUGGGCAGUAGUGAUGACCCUGAUUCUGACAUGGAAACUCCUGCAUGUCUCCCACAACAUAUUCAUUCCACACGUCGGGUGUCAGCUCCAAGCAUUCUUGAUACUGUGUGUGAGAAUCCACAUACCAUUAAAGUGCCACUUGAUGCCAUCAACAACAUGUCUUCAGCAACACACAAAAGAAAGUCGCCAAUAAUUCCUUUUGCUUCUCAAAUGCUUAAUGCUGGUGCCAAAAUCAGUUCAUUAAGACGGUCACAUAGUCUGGAGAUGAUGACUUCCUGUGAUAACAUUGUUGAAAAAGAGACAACACUGAAAAAUAAAAUAACUUAUAGCAGUUUGCAUAAAAAACAUUCCCUUUCUCCAGUAGUAAGAGAAACACAUUUCAACACACCAUCUGCCUGUGAACGAAUUCAGAGACGGAAAAGCUCUGUAUCGGUGGUGAAAGUAGUGGCAAUUCCAGAGGACAUUGGCACCCUGGAGUGUGCAGACUCUGGGAGUAGUGUGGACAGUGGUGGUGAUGGUGUUAAAACAUGUGCCAACAGGCAGGUAAGUAUUGAUGAAGGGAUAGGAGUAGACUGUCUUAUAGAAGAGGAAAGCAUUUGAAAGAAUGCAUCAAAUCUCCACAAACCUUAAAAAGGUUUAGAGAAUAGGUGGAACAUGCAUGCAAUUGGUUUUAAAAGUUCUGCUCCCAAAACCCAAGACCAAACUUCAUUGUUAACUGGCUGGUCAAGCUGGCUGUUGGCACUAAUGGCUUGCAUACUCUGGAUUGCUCUUGCAGCUGGUCCCCUCAGGGAAGGUGCCUUGAUGGUGGUAAGGAACUUUUGAUCCAAGGAAGUGGACCUAUCUGGCCCCUCCUUGGAUCAAAUGUGAUUGCCUCUCAUUCCUUAUGUACUGUAUAACCCUUAUGAGUUUAGUGCUUUCCCAGAUUAUAAUAAUCUUAGUGUGUGUGGUGUAGGUACAGUACAUCUUUUUUAGUUAUUCACUAUGUACCUCUACCAUUAUUAUAAGCACAAAGAAGUGCUAAACCCUAUAGGGUCCUACAACACUGCAACCUGUACCAUAAACCAGCUAGUUCUUCCAAAGUUUUCCAUGGCCUUAGCUCUCAGUAUUGCUAAUAUUAGGGCUAGUAAGUAUGUUUAAACCCUUAUACUUCAUCCUCAUUCCUUAGUUUAGUAACUGUGGUUGAGCUUCCUGCUCCCAGCUGACUUUUCUAUAAUAAUAAAAUGUUCCCAGCUGAAAAGACCUGGAUUUUUUCUGGGAGAGGCAAGAUAUAUGGGCAAGUCUCUCUUCACCUGCUGUCCUUGUUCACCUAGCAGGAAAUGGGUACCUGGGUGUUGGCUGUUGUGGGUCACAUCCCAAGGAAACAAAUUAGUACCCCAAUAUUAUUAAGUGCUAAACUCAUAAUGGUUAUACUGUACAGUGAAGCUAGUACUCCAGUAAAAAUAAUACGUUGACUUUCUCGAGUUACUCUAGAUUAACCCUUUUGAGGGUAAUCCACUUAGUUGUUUUCAUCAUUUAUCCUUGGCAUUUUGCAGGUCAUUGUUAGGAGACUGUACUUUAUAUUUCUAUAUUCAGCAUUUAUACCCUUCUGUGAAUACUACCCAUACUAUUAUUAUUAAUUUUGUAUUGUAAUAUCCACACAGUAGUCUAUGUUAAUAGGGGAAUUUACAUUUCCUCAAUGUCUUAAGUUUUAUUUAUUUCUGCACUUGUGUAAAACAAAUUACACUACCUCAUCUAUACCAUGUUCCUGAAGUUUUAUCAAUACAUUGUGUAAAAGGUCAUUUGAAUUGUGAUGUCUUCUGUGAAUUGUGAUCUAUUUCUUUGGGUUUGCCUUGCCUUUGGUGGGGAAUAGUGUUAAAAAAAAAUUGUGGU